Messenger RNA from Scatophagus argus, 1646 nucleotides. It is a transcript of the gene cldn28, whose product is annotated as claudin-4. The record is from RefSeq and is a predicted model, not a curated record. Gene Ontology annotation, cellular component: bicellular tight junction; plasma membrane. The transcript has a single exon. NCBI's taxonomy places the organism in Eukaryota, Metazoa, Chordata, Actinopteri, Scatophagidae. Gene Ontology annotation, molecular function: structural molecule activity. Gene Ontology annotation, biological process: cell adhesion; bicellular tight junction assembly. The coding region runs from base 305 to 922 and encodes 205 amino acids.
AAUCCAUUUAAAAUUUGUGACGUAUUUGUGUGUCACAAAGCAGUUUUUCAUACAUGGCUGCUCCUCCUACUUCAUUCACAGUGAGCAGGAAUCAGGACAAGCAGGAAACCUGAUCCACAAACUAGCAGAGUCCCCUCCCUGUUCUUCCUUCACACGCCUGCAAGUGCAACACUAUCACCAAAACACAACCCGAAGAGUUUGCAGCUUGUUCGACAAAAUGAUUCUCGGCUCAGGUGAAUUUUGUUUCUGUCUCUGGCAAGCAUAAACGUCUGGCUUGGAUUUGCCUUUUUUGGGAGGGGCUAAAAUGAGGACUCAGCUCGUUGGGGUGUGUUUGGCAAUCAUCGGCUUCCUUGGCACCAUCCUUAUCUGCGGACUGCCCAUGUGGAAAGUGACGGCCUUUGUUGGGGCAAACAUCAUCACAGCUCAGGUCUUCUGGGAAGGUUUAUGGAUGAACUGUGUGAUCCAGAGCACUGGUCACUCACAGUGUAAGGCCUAUGACUCAGUUCUGGCCUUACCGCGAGAUCUUCAGGCCUCCAGGGCUCUGAUCUGUGUCUCCAUUGCUGUCAGUGUGGUGGCCAUCGGGCUGACUGUGGUGGGGGCUCACUGCACCAACUUCUACCGUGACGACUGGCUGACCAAAACUAAUGUUGGCCUGGCCGGUGGCGUGGUGUUUAUAUUGGCAGGGCUCUCGUGUAUUAUACCUGUCAGCUGGUCAGCGUACAGCAUCAUCACAGGUUUCUACAACCCGCUGACCACCGAGGGGAGGAGGGGAGAACUCGGAGCUUCCAUAUAUGUGGGCUGGGCAUCUGGAGCUCUGCUCGUGAUUGGAGGAGGGGUUUUGUGUAGCACUUACAGAUUCAGGAUGAGGAGAAGAGAGCGAAGAAGAGCAGACACAGUACCAUCCAUUAGUUACAUGUUUUAGUUGUAAAUAUACAGAAAUCUGUUUACUGUGAUGGACUUUUUCUGUUUCUUUGUUUGAAGCUCAUUUUUUAGCUUCGUCAAUUGCACUAUAUUGGCAUCUAACAACAAAUCAGUUUCAAAUCUGUGUAAAAUAUUAAAUGUGUAGCACAGUGAAGUGUAGACUACAGUAACCUGCAUCACGUCAUGCACUGUUUAUGAUUCUUUUUAAACAGAAGAAUUAGAAAAUGAAGGUCUUUAAGCUAAUAGUUGUAUAAUGUGAUAUUGCAGAAUGUUAAGUGAAAAAAAUCUGUUUGAGUUCAUGUGUUUUAGUAUGUAGAGUACAAAGUGUGAAUUAACACCUUUAAACACCAUCGAUGUCAUUUUCAGUCAGUGUUUUGUUUUUUUUUGUUUUUUUUUUUUACUGCCAGUGCAAUUAGAAAAUGUGUCUGUACUCUUUUAGACCUUUUUCUUUUAGGAAUGUCAAAGGAAACUUUUAGGAACCUGAAGCAGAACAAAGCAAAGAAGUCAGUGAAAUAAAACAUUAUUAUUCCUCUCAGUCACACACAAGCUGUGAAAGAAAUUGAAUUGCGCUUGAAACAACUAAAAUGUGUCAGUUCACUGGUAGACUUUUUCCAUCUUGGUCUCAGUAAUGAGCAAUUGAACUGUAUGUUUGCAUAUAAGCUGCCAUAUUAACUGAAUGUAUCAUUUUAUCCUCACAAGCCAAUAAAUCCUCUUUGUUUUUUGUA